Patiria miniata (bat star) is the source of this 4035-nucleotide messenger RNA. RefSeq lists its product as uncharacterized. The coding region runs from base 1 to 4035 and encodes 1344 amino acids. The transcript has 4 exons. Gene Ontology annotation, biological process: DNA repair; telomere maintenance. NCBI's taxonomy places the organism in Eukaryota, Metazoa, Echinodermata, Asteroidea, Valvatida, Asterinidae. The record is from RefSeq and is a predicted model, not a curated record. Gene Ontology annotation, molecular function: ATP hydrolysis activity; DNA helicase activity.
AUGAAAGUGAAGAGGGAGUCUAUGAGGUGUGUGCGAGGCUUGGAGAAGAGGAGUUCUCCAUUUUUCAUGUCUGUCCGUGUUGUGUCUCAUUUCAUUUCCCAAUCACCCAUGCCAGCAUUUCAUUCCAUUCCUUCUGCGUCUUCCCUCCCAUCAUCAUCACUCAUUCCAUUACCCUCUGUAUGCGGGGCUCACCAGGCCGCUAAUCCUGGCAGAAUGAAUGAAUGCGGGGCUCACCAGGCCGCUAAUCCUGGCAGAAUGAAUGAAUGCGGGGCUCACCAGGCCGCUAAUCCUGGCAGAAUGAAUGAAUGCGGGGCUCACCAGGCCGCUAAUCCUGGCAGAAUAAAUGAAUGCGGGGCUCACCAGGCCGCUAAUCCUGGCAGAAUGAAUGAAUGCGGGGCUCACCAGGCCGCUAAUCCUGGCAGAAUAAAUGAAUGCGGGGCUCACCAGGCCGCUAAUCCUGGCAGAAUGAAUGAACAUUAUGAUAACAAUUAUAAGACAUAUAGUAAAUGUAUGAUGAACGAAUGCGGGGCUCACCAGGCCGCUAAUCCUGGCAGAAUUAAUGAACAUAAUGAAGACAAUGAAAUUGAUGAUGACAUACUGAAUGAAGUUGAGCAAGCAAUGAUCAUGAGCAAAGAAACUGAACAAAGAUAUGAGCAAACAGCUGAGCAAAGUGAUGAAGCAGUGAUUAUGUCAGUGCAGAAGAAUGAGUGUAUUGUGCAAUAUGCAGUAGAGAAUAUCACAGUUGAAAUGAGUGCAGAAGGUUAUGUUAAAUGGAAUAAGGUUAAAGAGAAGUGCGAUGAUAUAGAGGCAAAAGGUGAUGCUAUUGAUGAAGAGAAGACCCAAAAUGGUGGUAUGAAGCAUGAGGAAGAUAAUCUUGACAAAGACAUGAAAGAAAAGUGUACAAAGAUAAUGGCAAGAAAGUUGAAAAAGGUCAAGAAUGCAAGUGGCGACUUGAGACUGAAGGUAAAAGAAAUGAGGAGAAAAAGACUGUUGAAGUUGACCAAGAGAAGAGUUCAUAAUCAGAGAGAUGACAAUGUAUUUGAGAUGACUAUUGAGGAGAUAUGCACUAUAGAUGAUGUAGUUCCGCAGACGUGUAUUGGAACAUGUGCACAACAUAGCAACUGGGAUGAUGAGACAAAUGAUUUUGAAAUUACAGGUGUAUCUGUGUGGUUUGAUGAUGAGCCUAAGCAUUACAUGGAUAGUAGAUCUUGCAGUAGUAGUAGACUGGGGAAUGAGCAUGUGGACAAGACUGGUCAGAGUACAGCAAAAGAGGUUGGAGGAAUUGGUUCUGAAGCAAAGGUUGAUCCUUGUGGCUUGUCAACUAGUUGUUCAAGAGAUGUCACAGAUAGUUUUCACAUGAUAAAUGACACUAAUGAAUGUGAUGAGACUAGUGAUGUUGAAAUCAAAGAAGUGAUUCAGUUGCACAAUUUUCAUUUUGCCCCACUGACACAUGCAAAGAAGAAGGAACUGUGUAAGAUACAUGGCUUGAUCAAUGUACUCCGCAAAGGCAAUGGAGGUUCAGAUGAUUGUGAGGUGAUGGGACCACCUAAUUGCCUUAAACCACAGCAGUUUGAAGCAUAUGAGGAAUUCUAUAGAAAUGGUAGUGUUAAGUUGAAUGGUGUGCUGAAAUCUGUAAUGAAUAUUGUGGAAAGUAACCGGUCUUUGUAUGAGGCUAAUGCUGAACCCAUAGACGAAGCUGAAGAAAUGUUACAAAAGUUUGGUCCACUGGAAGAUGCUUGGGCAUUAAUAGCUCCAGAAAGUGAACAGGAAAGACUUGAAUGCAAUGCACAGAAACAACCACAAGAAGAAGAUAGUGAGAAUGAGUGUGAUAUUCCUGAUUUGAAAUCUAAUCAAGAUAAUGAUAGGAAAAGUACUAUUGAACCACAUUCACUGAAAGUUUCCAAACAAGAAGCGAUGAGUAUGUUAAGGUGUCUGAAUGUCAAACAGAGACAAGUUUUCUAUAAAGUGAGACGGUGGUGUUUGGAUAAAAUCAGUGGUAGAAAUCCAGAAGCAUUUCAUGUAUUUGUGACAGGUGGAGCAGGUACAGGAAAGAGCCAUUUGAUUAAAUGUAUUUACUAUGAAGCAACAAGACUAUUUGGAAGAAUGAUGGAGAUUCCGGAUGAUAUAUCAGUUCUGCUUAUGGCGCCUACAGGUGUUGCUGCAUAUAAUAUCCAUGGUGCUACCAUCCAUAGUGCUUUGUCAAUUUCAACAAAUGUGAGAUUGCCGUAUCAACCACUGAGUGAAGAAAAGAUCAGUACACUUAGGCAUAAAUUAAGGCAACUACAAAUAGUAAUUAUUGAUGAAAUUUCAAUGGUUGAUCAAAAACUGUUGCACUAUAUUCAUGGUCGUCUUCGACAGGUCAAACAAUCUCGUAAUCAUAAUCCUUUUGGGAAUGUGAGCGUAAUUGCUGUUGGUGAUUUUUAUCAAUUGCCCCCUGUGAAAGGAAAAUCUUUGUACCAGAUUGAUGUAACAGGUGAUUUGUGGAAUGAUAACUUUGUCAAAGUGGAACUGACUGAGAUUAUGAGGCAAAAGGAAGAUGCGCAGUUUGCUGAACUUUUAAACAGGUUGCGUGUAAGAAAGAAGAAAGAGCAGUUAGAAAGUGAAGAUGUUGCUUUGCUAAAAUCACGUGAAACUGGAGAAGAUUGGACCGAUGCUCUGCAUAUUUAUGCUUGCAAUAAACAGGUGGAUGAGUAUAAUAGACAGACUCUUUUUGUGAAGUGUUCAGAAUGCGUAUGUGUUCUUGCUAAAGAUUUCCAGAAAGAUGCAAAAAGUGGGAAAAUGAUACCUGCAGUGAAAUCAGUAAAGAAAUCGUCACGUACAAAUUUAUCUGACUGCUUGUGGCUUGGUGUUGGUGCUAGAGUCAUGCUUACAAGGAAUCUUGAUGUAUCUGAUGGACUUGUUAAUGGAGUAUUUGCAACUGUCUCUGAAAUAGUGAUGUUACCGAAUGAACACUCGCCAAAGAUUGUGAAAGUUAAGUUUGAUAAUGAGAAGGUUGGAGCAAAAUUGAAGAAGCAGUCCACUGGUAAUUCUACAGAUGUAGUUUGUAUUGAAAUGGUAGAAGACAAUGUGACUCAGGUCUUUGUGAGACACCAGUUCCCUCUUAAGUUAGCUUGGGCAUGUACAUCUCACAAGGUUCAAGGAAUGACUACAGAAAAGGCUGUUGUAUGUUUAGAACAUACUUUUUCAGCAGGACAAGCUUAUGUUAGUUUGAGCAGAGUGGUGUCAUUAAAUGGCUUAAUAAUCGAAGGAUUUGAUGAAAAAUUUAUUUACUGCAAUGAAAAAGUGGCUGAGGCAAUAAGCGAAAUGCCAUUAUACAUUGAUAAUGAAAAAAGCAAUGAUAGUGUUGAUGAAAUUGAACUUGCAAGGUACGGUGGAACCUAUUGUACAAGCAUUGCAAUGCAUAACAUUCAAGGUCUUCAAGCACAUUUUGUGGAUUUGAAGAGAAACAAGGAAAUGUUGUCAUGUGAUUUCAUAUGUCUGACAGAAACAUGGAGUGAUGGAGACUUCGAUUGUGAUAUGGAUUUGAGUGAUUACAAAUGGUAUCAUCAGCCAAGAUGUAUGUCGUAUGAUAACACUAGUCGUGUUACACAUAUGUUGAAAGAACAGUGCCAUGGAGGUGUAGCUGUAUGUGGCAAGAAAGACAGACUGUUUAGUAGGCUAAACUUACCAGUCCACAACCUAGAAUACAUUGCAUUUCAGAUAAUUUCUAAAGUGUCAGUAGCCAUUGUGAUCAUUUAUCGACCAGCUUCACAUGUUCUAAAUGAAUUUCUACCAAUUUUUCAAAUGUUGCUGAAUGAGCUACAUAAGGUGUCAAACAAGUGCAUUGUCAUGGGUGAUUUCAAUGAAGAUAUCAUGAAACAGUCUUCUGUUCAGAAAGUGAUGCAUGAUCAUGGAUAUAAGCAAUGUGUGACUGAAGCUACUACUGAGAAUGGCACUUUACUUGAUCAUGUUUAUGUCAGGAACAUAGACGUCAUUGAAACUUAUGUGAGCCCAACAUAUUACAGCUACCGUGAAGCAGUGAUACUUAAAUUGUGA